This is a messenger RNA of Symbiodinium pilosum, 1053 nucleotides long. The record is from the annotation of a GenBank genome assembly. Lineage: Eukaryota; Dinophyceae; Suessiales; Symbiodiniaceae.
AUGUCGUUUCCCGAUGAGUCGUCAAGUGGGCUCCUGGAGCAGGCCAUGGUGGUGGCGUUUCCGCAGCAAGAUCCGAAGGUGUGCCAGGUGAGCUUCCGCGUUGGAGUUCCCAUGCUGUUCUUGCAAACGGCUUCACUGGAAACUGGCCAGAUGCGUCUGGGCGAGCGGAAGAGUCUGGAUCUUCGCAAAGCAGGCCGUGUGGUGUCUGACGAGGAAAAGGUGUCCAUUCUCUCAAAGGCCAGAGCUGGACAGCCACCUCACCUCAUAGUUGAUUUACACAUAGAUGACACCACGGAAAUCAGCAUGUGGAUGCAGGCCCUCCAGACUGUGCUGAGAGGAGCCGAGGAGCAGCCGGACCCGGAGGACAAAGGUGAGCGACACAGUCCAACAGGUUCGCAAAGGCAACCCGCCUCUGCAUUGACUUCUGCUAGGUCUCACGCAUCCUCAGAAGUCGAGGAAGAAUGUGUUCUACUCCGGGCGAAGAGUCAGAAACUUCAGCAGCGAAUCGCGGGCCUCGAGGCCAUCAGCGAGCGUCGUGAGAAGCAGAUGAAGAAGCUCUUGAAGCGCUUGGAUGGAGCCAUGCAAAUGUUGGAUGCCUUGCAGGACAUGUGUGGGCAGCAGCGCAAGGUGAUCUCCACUCAGCAGACUGCCAUCCUAGCACUCAAAGAGGAAGGUGCUGUUGAUGAGGAGGAGAAUGAGGAGGAGGAGGAGGAGGACGAGGUCGAAGAGGACGAGGAUCCUGCAGAAGGAGUUGGAGCUCAGGCAUUUGAUCCCGAGGCUCCGGGAAGUGAGCAGCAGAUCAUGGCAUUGUUGAAGCAGGCUGACCAGAUGGAGCGCGCACUUCGGCAGAUCGAGGCGACAGGUGGCCGGCAAGGCACCAUUGAGGCGAUGGAAAGCGCUGGCCUGCUGAGUGAAAACUUCAUGCAGGCUGGGGAAGAGGAGGAAGGUGGAUCCGUGGAGGAGAUUCUCGGCCGCCUGAAUACCUUGGAGCAGGAGAAAGCCAAGUUUGAGGAGAUGGUCAGGCAGGCUCAAAGUGGCAGGUCCGCCGCCUGA